Molecule: messenger RNA, 1716 nt
Organism: Lodderomyces orthopsilosis Co 90-125
Lineage: Eukaryota; Fungi; Ascomycota; Pichiomycetes; Serinales; Debaryomycetaceae
Gene: TOS4
Product: Tos4p
Exons: 1
Coding region: 1-1716 (571 amino acids)
Molecular function (GO): protein binding
Source: RefSeq, a predicted model, not a curated record
AUGUCAAAUACCAAUUAUCAAUUCCCACCAUCUUCACCAUUACAUGAUGCUGCAGAUGUACUUCAUAACAAAGAUCCAUUCGCUUUGGCCAAGAAGCCACAACCACUGGUAGAAGGUAAAGACGCCAGAUCAUCACGCGUUGUUGAAUUGCCUACUCCCAAUCCUUCGUCGUCAUUAUUCAGAUCCUCAUCACCAGCUAGAGAAGAAAUUGCUGCUAAUAGGAAUGAGUUUAUGUCAAACUGGCAAAACAAACCCCAUGAAAGCAAGUACAAGCAGCCAGCUGUUGCCAUCAAUAAAAACUUUAAUAUAUUGAAGUCGGACAAUUCAGUUUUACGUAUUCCUUUCUUAUCUAGCCAAUAUGAAUUUUCCAUUGGUAGAUCAUCCCAAACUUGUCAAUACAACCUAAAUGCCAAAGAUUCGUAUAUUUCUCGUACUCACGUUAAAAUCAAUUACAAUCCGCAACACAUGAUUAUCAACUGUAUUGGAUCAAAUGGAAUGGGUGUGGUUAUUCCCAAGACAUGUUUCGUUUAUGCCAAGCCGCAAAAUAAAAACGAGUAUAUUGUUGUUGAAAACACCAGUGGUCAACCAUUAUCAACAACUGCUUUAAAGAACAACUUAGAUUCAAUUAAAUUGACAGCUGAGUAUUCUCAAUUUUAUAUUCAUAAAGGAGAACUGGUAUCUUUACCUCGUCGAUUUGAAAAUGUCUUGUUGGAAAUUUCCAAACUGAUGGUGUUGUUGAAUCCAAAGGAUGUUGAAGAACCAUUGACUGAUAAUGAUGAAGAGCUAACUGAUGAUGAGGAAUUGGUUUUGAUCAAUAACAGUCAUGCUAAAAACAAAAGCACGACAGAUCACGACUUGACUCCGUUGAAUAAAAUUUUUAGCAGUUCAGUACCUCAGACACCGUCAAAACCGAAGAAUGAUUCAACGGCAAUGAUGGAAUCAUCUCCUCAACGAGGGGAAGAAGAAGAAGAAGCUAUGGAUAGUAGUAUUUUGGAUGAUGAUGACUAUCAAACUCCAAGUAAACAACAUCUGGUCAAAUUAAGACAACCACAACCAAGCAAAACAGUACAAUUCAAUAUUUACUCAAACAAUAAUGAGUCUUCACCUCAUAAACGCAGUUUGUCAAAUCCUCUGAAAAUGGUAUUGAGCGAUGUCACCAAUACCAAUACCUUCAGAAGAGCAUCAUCAGCAGAGCCACACAGUGAAAAACUGUCCUCAAUGACAAAUAAUUAUGAUCAAGGUAAGCAGAGAUCAGACGAGGACUCCAAAAGAUUCACUAAUGAAUCCCAGCCUCCAACAAAAAAGAGGAAGAGGACAUCCACUCGUCAACAAACUCCGGAACUUGAUAAUUCAGCAUUAUCAUUACCAAACUUGUCAGAAAUUGAAAAUAUUUUAGUUAAUCACUUGGCAUUUUCUCGAUUAAGUUCAACUCCAGCAUCAUUCUUGAAUACAAUUUCUGCAACAACUUCCAAACUCUCCCUUCUACAAAUUAGAUCAAUUUUACAUAAUUUGAAAUGUAUCGGAAUUAUUUAUCGUCAAGGGAAAGAUGCUGCUGGAAAACCAUUAGAAGAAGAGUAUUAUUAUAUGCCAGAACAAGAUGAUGAUCAAGGUAGACAAAGUUUGGUUUCUAAUGUUAAGGGCCAUGGUGGGUUAAGAUCAUGUAGACGGACUCAUAAGCAAUAUUACUGGAAGAAACCAGCACCUAUAAAGAAGUAG